AAAAACCCAAAAAAACAAAAACAAAAAACAAAGAGAAGUGAAAUGCUUCUUCGGCCCAGUGCCCGACCCCUCUGUCUUUCACUCUCCUUCCAGUUUAAUGCCAGGAGGAGCUAUAGACCAAAGUGCUUAAGCAAAGACAUGGGCCGGGUCGAAUUGGAUUCCAAAGCUAAAAGGCAAGCUGAUUUUCGAUUAUGCAGUGUCUCCAGUCACAUGACUGAGUUGCUGGAGAUUCGUGCUGAUGAUCCUAAAAUGCAUGUUUUAUUAAUCCCUGGAAAUCCAGGUGUUGUUACAAUUUAUAAAGACUUUGUGGAAUCAUUGUACGAGCUUCUCGAAGGAGAUGCAUCUAUAACAGCUAUCAAUCAUUUAUCCCACACGAAAAAGGACUGGGACCAUGGAAGGUUGUUCUCAUUAGAAGAACAAACAGAUCAUAAGAUGGAUUUCAUCAAGCAGGAGCUAGAAAAUAUUGAAGUUCCUAUUAUACUGGUUGGACACUCUAUUGGUUCAUAUAUAUCUAUUGAUAUGUUCAGGAGAUCCUCAGAGAAGGUGAUAUAUUGCAUUGGGCUAUAUCCAUUUUUGGCCUUAAACCUGCAAUCGACAGAGCAGUCUAUUAUUGGAAAAAUUGCAGCGUCACGAGUUUUAAGUGUUGCACUUAGUCUCAUUGUGGCAUCAUUGGGAUUUUUACCACGAAGUGCUUUGAGAUUGAUUGUGACAAACUCUCUUGCAAAGUCAUGGUCAGCUGUAGCGGUUGAGGCUACUUGCUCACACUUGGUACAGUACCAUACAAUGCGGAAUGCACUAUUCAUGGCAAUGACAGAAUUCAGAAAGCUUACAGCAACACCAGAUUGGGCGUUUAUGAGAGAAAAGAAGGAGAAACUUGCAUUUUUGUUUGGUGGUGAUGAUCACUGGGGUCCACUUCAAAUGUUUGAAGAGAUUUCCAAGCAGGUCCCAGGCAUUGCUCUAUCAAUUGAAAGGGGCCAUAAACAUGCUUUCUCAUGCACUGAGGCUGGUGCAUCAUGUGUUGCAAAGUACGUUGCAAGCUUGAUCAAGAAUCAAUUAUUGCAUUCAAGGCAGUAACUUUGGACUCAUUUCUUGCUACCAUUUCAGAUUGUAGUAGUUCUAUUUCGUAUAGAACUAUGUAGUGAAGAUUGGAGAAUAGAUGGUAUUGAUAAUCCCAUUAUGUUUAGAUGACAUUUGGAAUGAUUUAAAUCUCAUUUUUAUAGUAUUGUGACAACUAGUAGUAUAUGCUUAGUUAAUACAUUAAACAGGAAAAUCCAAACCUGCUAGCAGAACUACUGGAUCAAUUGACAGAAGAUUGGUUUC
Molecule: messenger RNA, 1320 nt
Organism: Quercus lobata
Lineage: Eukaryota; Viridiplantae; Streptophyta; Magnoliopsida; Fagales; Fagaceae
Product: lipid droplet-associated hydrolase-like
Exons: 13
Coding region: 43-1074 (343 amino acids)
Biological process (GO): lipid storage
Cellular component (GO): lipid droplet
Molecular function (GO): lipase activity
Source: RefSeq, a predicted model, not a curated record